CAGUCACUAUACUGACUGAGCUAUGCUGGUUCAUAAGGAUUUUAACUUUGCACGUAAAUAAUGAAAGGUUUUAGCAUCUUUCAAAUAACCUUGACCCUUAUCGUGUUAGCGGUGAACUGAAAAAACUGUGGACUCAUUAUGAGUGCUGCAAGAUUUUCUUUAUCUGGUGAUUCUUAAUUCUGGACAGAUAUGGCUGAAGGAACUAUUUGUUUAUAUUAUUAUUUUCAUGCAGAUAAUUGUGCUACAGUCUAAUUAAGAGUGUAUUACUCUUGUCGUGGAUGUGUAAUAUGUUCACUCAGCUGUUCUCGUUAACAUGAGCAUGCAUCUUUAUUCCUAGUAUUCGUUAGAUGAAGUCCUCAUUUCAUCGAAAGAAGUUAAUGUUCUACAUUUAGAAAUACAGGAUUUUCUUCUUACACUUCAGACAUGGUACCUGCAAGAGCUGUGCUGUAUUUCCUCUCAUUCUCCGGAUUCCUCGUCAGUUUCAUGAUGCGCACCGAUAUCAACAUCGCGAUGAUAGCCAUGGCCAGAUUGCCACGUCCUUCGCUGUAUGCAGCAAAUGCUAGUAGCACCCCCAUGUACUGCUAUAACCCUGCUAACGUGACAGAUGAACUCGAUGCAGACAACGUAACUAAGGAAGAAGGCGAAUUUGAUUGGGAUGCAACCACGCAGUCAACCAUUCUGGGGUCAUUUUACUGGUGCUACAUUCUUUCGCAAGUAGUUGGUGGUAUACUGACGCAGUAUUUUGGCACAAAGACUGUGUUUGGGUUCUCGCAGUUCAUCACAGCCAUAUGCUCGCUGCUUAUUCCCUCAGCUGCGCCUUUGCACUAUGGCGCCGUUAUUGCACUGCGCUCCAUUCAGGGCAUUGCAUCGGGUUUAACAUGGCCAGCCAUGUAUGCAAUGGUUGGGCAUUGGAUUCCAGCAGUUGAAAGGAGUCGUUUCAUGUCAUCUUUCCAAGGUUUCAGUUUUGGGAUCGGUCUCACAUAUCCACUAUGUGGGUUCCUGAUUGCGCACUUUGGAUGGAGAGUUGUGUUCUAUGUGACUGGGAGUGUGGGUAUUCUGUGGUGCUUGAUAUGGUGGUUACUCGCAUUUGAUACACCAGCUCAGCAUCCUCGCAUUUCAGCCAGUGAACGCCGGUACAUUGAAACCAACGUUGGAAAUACAGUCGUAGGUGAAAAGGGUUUGCUGGUUCCGUGGCAUUCCAUUUUAACAUCUCUACCUGCCUGGUCCAUCAGUAUCACAACAUUUGGACGAAUUUGGAUUCAUUAUACUUUCAUCAUUCCUGGGCCCAUGUACAUGAAGACUGUUCUUGGCUUCAGUAUUCAAAAAAAUGGCUUAAUGUCUGGAGCACCAUUCCUGUGUAGCUAUGUCUCGUCAGUGCUGUUCUGUUACCUGGCCGAUGUUCUCGUAAACAAGAAGAUACUCAGUCUCACUAAUGUCCGCAAGCUCUUUACUGCCAUGUCCCAGAUUAUACCUGGCCUCUUGGUACUGGCAAUUGCAUACUUGGGUUGCAACAUCACACUGGUCCUUAUUGCUUGGUUUUUUGCUGUCACCCUAAUUACUGCUUCAUAUGCUGGUGCUAUGGCCAGUGUAGUUGAUAUAGCCCCAAAUCUUGCUGGUCCAAUCCUAGCUUUUGCUCAGACAAUUCACAUGACUGCAAGUUUCUUGUCACCAAUAGCUGCUGGAAUCAUUCUGCAAGAAAGUCAAACCUUAGAGCAGUGGCAGCAAGUAUUUUGGUUGUCAGCAAUUGUAAGCUGUGGUACAUAUAUCUUCUUCCAAGCGUUUGGGACUGCAGAUAUUCAACCCUGGAAUUACCCCAACAAGAAGGUACCUGUUGACAUAAAUCAAACACUACAGCCUCUACACUGCAAACAAAAUGGAACAUCAUUGAAAGAUAACAGCGAAGCAGCAGAAGGAUGACUGAACACUUGUAGAAGAAAUCUGCACUUUCAUUCCUGAUAGGAAUCGGUUUGUACUGUAAUGCGAUAAGAAAGAUUAUUAUUAGAUUCCAUUCAUCAACUGCAAUGAUGGAAAGGGCUGUAAGGGAUGGAGGAAGUGCCUUAAUGUAAGGAACUCACGAUAUAAAGGUUCUCUGUUGUUCCUUUCUCAUUUUUACAUUCUUCCAUUCUUACAUUCACUGUCAGUUUAACUUUUAUUAUCUUUGCAACACAAUUCGUAAACUAGCUAAUUGUGAAUUGGAUUAGCGUACUGUUAAACUGUUAAUUGUGGAGCUAAAGUGUAACUGGCAGCCUUGUAAUGUAGGGAUAUAAAUUUACUGUACCUAAACUAUGAAAGUUAAAACACAUACUGAAGGGUUUUGUGUGAGUGGGUUCUGAGGUACUUCCGCAUCAAAGGUUUCGCAGAAAGAUUCUGAUUUGAAAAUGAAUGCUUCUAUGUAAUUUAACCUUAUGACAUGCUUAACUCAGUAUAACAGCUGCAUGUUGUAAGAAUUUUUAUAUUUACAUUGAUAGUUAUUCUGCUGUUUGAGAAACUAUUACUAUGUUUACAAAAUCCAGUUGAAUCCAGUUCACAUUUUAACACCACAUUUUUAAUGUUAUCCAUCCAUCUCUUCCUAGUCUGCCAAGGAAGCUCGAAGUUUUCCACUGUAUUCAUUUCUACGCCCGCAUACAUGCUGUGUGUCCUGCCGAACUCAUCCUUUUUGAUUUAUUCAGCCUAUUAAUAGCACAGCAUAGUAAAAUGAAACUGUUAUUUGUUGUAUUCAACAUGCUAAAACAUGGUGUGCAGAGAACAUGUAAAUUAACAAGUCUGAUGGCUCCAGGGUACACUGAAUUUAAAUCACACACAAAAGUGUCUAGUCAAAAAUAGACACGUUUCGAAUCCUUACAGCUUGAAAGUUUUAUGGAAAUGGAAUGACAAAUAUUAGAGAAAGAAAACCAAUUCUACAAUUCAGACAACAUACAUUAUAUAGUGUCAUACCAUAUGAUGAUUAGUAUAUAAUGAAUUGGAAGGGAUGUGGAAGGAAGUGUCAUUGCCUAAUUCAAGGUUAUUUUGUGAAAUUUGUCUGGAGGGACUGAGUAAAACCCAAAUUUCAAUCAGAGUAGCCAAUCUGCAGACAAAGGGCAAUUAUUUGUGAUGUUUCAUGAAGAAACAACUUGGUAAGUAUUAAACCAUUCAGUGUCUGUCUUUUUGUACGUGUAAUGGGCACAUUCUCUUGUAGCUAUCAUAAUUCAAUUUAAUUUGUGUCAGAAAAUGUGUCUCAUAUAACUGUUUUAGUGACAUUUUACUGUGUUUUUUAAGAUAAAUGUAUCUUCGGUUUUGCACAAACUUCGUAGAGAUAUAAUUUUGAAGGUGAUAAAUUUUAUUUGAAGCAAAAUGCAGCAAACACCCAGCCCAUACUCUGUGUUUCCAGAACCUUCAAACACUUUUCUUGAUAUCACAGUUGUAAAGCACUGUCUGUCACCAUGACUUACUGACUAUGAUGUUUGCCUCUUGCUUCAGUAGCAAAAACUGUUUUUGUCAUGAAUACAUUUAAGUAUUACUUGAAAUUUUCUCCAGAAUGUUCCCUAAUGUUCUUUUGGCACUUCCUUUUUGUCCCCUUGAAGCCUUUUCUUUCUUGUUUAUAUAAUAAGC
This is a messenger RNA of Zootermopsis nevadensis, 3588 nucleotides long. It is a transcript of the gene MFS17, whose product is annotated as Major Facilitator Superfamily Transporter 17. The record is from RefSeq and is a predicted model, not a curated record. NCBI's taxonomy places the organism in Eukaryota, Metazoa, Arthropoda, Insecta, Blattodea, Termopsidae. Gene Ontology annotation, biological process: monoatomic anion transport; transmembrane transport. Gene Ontology annotation, molecular function: transmembrane transporter activity. Gene Ontology annotation, cellular component: membrane.